ACAGAUACAGCAGCGUGUUUCGCUCUAAAGCUUCCGUGUAGAAACGUUUAAUUCGAGGAGUUCCGUCAUCUCGAGAGCAGUGGGAUAUCAGAACAUAGACAUUUCAUUGUUGAGGUACAAACAUAAGGCGUUAAAGAGCGGGGCAAACGCUCACACGCGGCAUGGACUGGAAAGGCCAACGCUCAUGACAGCUGCAUAGAAACGGGGGAAAACUCUUUAUAUUAGGAUUAUGGUAGAUUCCAGUGGCCCACAGAAAGACUGGUACUCAAUACUGGGUGCCUGUCCAACAGAUGACAUUAAAGAGCUGAAACAGAAGUAUCAGAAGCUCAUACUUAUGUUUCACCCGGACAAGCAGAGGCCGGACGUAUCAGAAGGUGAAGCGGAGCAGCACCUGCAGAGAUUCAUUGACGUUGACCAAGCUUGGAAGAUCUUGAGUAAUGAGGAGAGCAGGAAGGAGUACAACCUUCAGCUGCGGGCAAAUGAACUGAAACAGAGCUGGCCAGUGGACGCUCAUAUAACCCUCGACGACAUGAACUGGGAUUGUGACACUGAGUGUUAUACGUACAGCUGCCGCUGUGGAGGAGAAUUCAUCUUAGAGAAGGAUGACUUAAAAGAAAUGGAAAUGGUUGUGUGCUGCGAUUCCUGUUCGCUUAGCAUUGAAGUUAAGAAGGUUACAUGACACUUUUGGAUAUGUUCAGCAAGAUUCUUAUUGGACUAUUAUUUAGCUCUUUUAAAAUGGCACAUAUUCUAUGGACACGGUUGAUUUAACAGGAAGUCAACCCCAUUCUUAACUAAAUGUGGCACCAAUGAGAAAGUAUUUGUUAAUUAAAUAUUUAUUCAUGAAUUUAAUAGACAUUACUUUUUUAAUGCUCUUUUAAUGGUCUCCACAUAGAUGUUCAAAUCAACUACACUGUAAAAACCUUCCCAUUAUCCAUUUCUUUUCUUGUUUAAGAGCACAAAAUUUUCACUCACAUGUACCUUACAGCAAGUACAUCACCAAAUAACCGGAACUGGUUUCCAGAAUUGGGUCACACUAGACUCUGAGUGUCUCAGAAAGCCCUUUGGUUGUUUCCUCUGAGCUAGACGUGCUCUUUUACGGACCAGGAAAAAAAAACUUUCUGUUUGUUCACCAGCCCCCUCCUUUCACUCCCCUGUGUUUGAGAGGACCAGGCGGCUCAGUAACCUCUUAGCUCUUGUCAACUUUGUUUGCAUGUAAAUAAAUGCACUUUUUUUCCUCCUCCGACAAUGAAGUCACAAACUGCCUCCACACAUCGCUGGUCGAAAAAGGCCCUCCAGUUAAUGAUGAGCUUUUCUUUGCCUUAUUGUUCUCCGGUCCACUAAAUUUUGGGGGGAUCCGCAAGGUUGCGGCACUGGAAUAGGGUCAUGGCUUUAUUAAACUUCAAACAGUCAUUAGGCUGUUUGCUAAAAUCUGCCGUCCCACAGUAGAAACCGCUUGAUCGGGGCAAAACCACGCUUUUCAUUAAUGUCCUGAGGCCUGAACCGAGGCUAGACCUGCCAGUGGACCGGCAAUGGACCGAACUGUAAUCGACUGUGACAUCAAUUAUGGAUAAUCUCAUCACUUUUGGAGAGUGGGCUUGUCAAAGCUCUAAUUAAGUCCUCGGUUCCCCCUAUAUGUGCAGACAGGAUCAACAACACAUUAUAGUGCAAUGAUAGACAUCAUCAUUCUAUUUUUGAGGGGAUCUAAUUUUUAACCUAGCGUACACUUGUGGGUCUGUGUUAAUUUGAAUGAUUGUCCCUUUACGUCUGUGUGUAUGACUAGAUGAUGCAAAACAUUAUAAUAAUACAUAAUAAUUUGCAUG
Sinocyclocheilus anshuiensis is the source of this 1820-nucleotide messenger RNA. It is a transcript of the gene dnajc24, whose product is annotated as DnaJ (Hsp40) homolog, subfamily C, member 24. The transcript is spliced from 6 exons. Gene Ontology annotation, biological process: positive regulation of ATP-dependent activity. Lineage: Eukaryota; Metazoa; Chordata; Actinopteri; Cypriniformes; Cyprinidae. The record is from RefSeq and is a predicted model, not a curated record. The coding region runs from base 230 to 679 and encodes 149 amino acids. Gene Ontology annotation, molecular function: ATPase activator activity; ferrous iron binding.